Molecule: messenger RNA, 3305 nt
Organism: Chanos chanos (milkfish)
Lineage: Eukaryota; Metazoa; Chordata; Actinopteri; Gonorynchiformes; Chanidae
Gene: drp2
Product: dystrophin related protein 2
Exons: 24
Coding region: 355-2973 (872 amino acids)
Biological process (GO): synaptic signaling
Cellular component (GO): plasma membrane
Molecular function (GO): zinc ion binding; protein binding
Source: RefSeq, a predicted model, not a curated record
UUGCAACUCAAAGGAGAGAAGAGGGAUCAGGGAGGCUGUUAAUGUGACAUGAUGAUAACAGCGCGAAUGUGUCCCAUCUUCUGAGGAUAAACGGAGUUGCCCCUCUGAACCCUCUUCACGGUCUGGCUGACUGCGCCACACUCCCGGGAAAAACGCUUACGUCCCUUUUACUGACGCUGCCUCGGAGACGAGUAACCUGCAGCCACGUCAGUCACGUCUUCACAGCUGGCUGCAGGGCGGCCUUCGUGGCCGGGAUGCCACUGUGUGCCCUGUCAGUCAGUGGUGGAUCCUGAGGGGCAGGAGCUGACCAAUGAGAGCAGAGGGCAAAAGUGCCGCACACCUGCCAAUGCAGACAUGAACCUGUGCUGGAACGAGAUCAAACGCAAGUCCCACAACAUCAGGGCACGGUUGGAGGUCUUUUCAGACAACAGUGGAAAGCUGCAGCUCUCCCUCCAGGAGAUCAUUGAAUGGCUUACUGCAAAAGAUGAAGAACUUUCUGAACAGCUGCCUAUAGGGGGCGAUGUGGGAGCUGUCCAGCACCAGAGAGAGCUCCACCAGGCCUUCAUGGAAGAUGUGAAGUCCAGAGGGCCCUUCAUCUACUCAGUGUUGGAGUCGGCCCAGGCCUUCCUGGCACAGCAUCCCUUCCAAGAACCUGAGGAGACACUCCCUGAUGGCAAAGAGGUGUCUCCAAGGCGACGCAUCCUGAAUGUGAGUCGCUCAGUGUGGAAGCAGGCUAACGUGGCCAGUGACCUGUGGGAGAAACUAACGGCACGUUGCGUGGACCGCCAUCGGCACAUGGAACGAACUCUAGAGCGCCUCCUACAGGUCCAGGCUGCCAUGGAGGAGCUUGCAGUGGCUCUAGAGCAGGCUGAGGGUGUAAGAGAUGCUUGGGAACCUGUUGGUGAUCUCUUCAUUGACUCCCUCCAGGACCACAUUGAUGCCACAAAGUUGUUCAAGGAAGAGUUGACCCAGGUCAAGGAAGGAAUGAAACACAUCAAUGACCUGGCUCACCAGCUGGCCAUCUCCGAUGUCCAUUUGUCCAUGGAGAACGCCAGAACCCUGGAGCAUCUCAACAGCAGGUGGAAACUGCUGCAGGGCUCCAUUGAAGAGCGAUUGAAGCAGCUACAGGAUGCACACAGAGAUUUUGGGCCAGGAUCCCAGCACUUUCUGUCCACCUCAGUACAGAUACCAUGGGAGCGUGCAAUAUCUCCCAACAAAGUGCCCUACUACAUCAACCACCAGGCGCAGACAACCUGCUGGGAUCAUCCAAAGAUGACAGAGUUGUACCAAUCGCUUGCGGAUCUAAACAACAUCAAGUUCUCCGCGUAUCGGACUGCCAUAAAGCUGCGGCGAGUGCAGAAAGCUCUGAGAUUGGACCUGCUGAAGUUGGGUAGUGUGGUGGAUGUUUUUAGGGAGCAGGAUCUCCAGCAUGGAGAGUACGUGAUGGAUGUAGUGGAGGUGAUACACGCCCUGACGGCCCUGUAUGAGAGAUUAGAGGAGGAACGAGGAGUACUGAUCAACAUCCCUCUCUGUGUGGACAUGUGCCUCAACUGGCUUCUCAACGUUUACGACAGUGGUCGUAAUGGAAAGAUGCGGGUCUUGUCCUUUAAAACUGGUUUGGUGAGCCUGUGUAAUGCAGACGUCCAAGAAAAAUACAAAUACCUGUUUCGGCAGGUGUGUGGAUCUGCUGGUUUGACAGACCAGAGACACCUCAGCCUUCUCCUUCACGAAGCGAUCCAGAUCCCACGACAGCUGGGCGAGGUGGCGGCCUUUGGGGGCAGUAACGUGGAGCCAAGCGUCCGCAGCUGCUUUCGCGUGGCUCCAGGAAAGCCGGCUAUAGAGUUGUCUCACUUUCUGGAGUGGAUGAGUUUGGAGCCUCAGUCGAUGGUCUGGCUCCCGGUGUUGCACCGCGUCACGGCAGCGGAGUCAGCGAAGCACCAGGCGCGCUGCUACAUCUGCAAACAAUGUCCCAUCAAAGGCUUCAGGUACCGGAGUCUAAAACAAUUCAACGUCGACAUUUGUCAAACAUGCUUCCUGACUGGGAGAACAACUAAGGGAAAAAAGCUACACUACCCAAUUAUGGAGUAUUACACACCGACCACCUCUGGAGAGAAGAUGAGGGACUUUGCUAAAACGUUAAAGAACAAAUUUCGUUCGAAGCAGUACUUCAGUAAACACCCACAGAGAGGAUACCUGCCUGUCCAAUCGGUCCUGGAGGCUGAGAGCACCGAGACACCCUGUUCUUCGCCCAAGCUGCCACAUGCUGACACACAUAGUCGAAUUGAGCACUUUGCCAGUAGGUUGGCAGAAAUGGAAAACCAGAGUUGCUCUUUCUUCACUGACAGCCUCUCUCCUGAUGAAAGCCUGGAUGAAGAUCAGUACCUCCUACGUCACUCCAGCCCCGCCAUGGAGCAGGACUCUCCAACCAAUCAGCAACUGCUUGCACACAUCAACUGCCAGGACAAAGAGGAGCUACAACGCACCCUGGCACGUUUGGAGAAUGAGAACAGGGUGCUACAGGGGGAGUACCGGCGUCUGAAGUGGAAGCACGAGGAGGCGGCAGCGUCGCCCCAGCUGAGGGACGGUGGACCAGGCUCACCCGUAGGACAUCAGGACGAGGAGCUCCUAGCCGAGGCUCGAGUCCUCCGCCAGCACAAAACACGCCUGGAGACACGGAUGCAGAUCCUGGAGGAUCACAACAAGCAACUGGAGUCCCAGCUCCAGAGACUCAGAGAACUACUGCUACAGCCCAAAGAUGAUUCAGAAGCCAACGGCUCUGCUCCCUCGUCUCUCUCCUCACCUGUAUCAGGGAGGGGCCAGCAGGGGGAGCCAGCAAGCAGAGAGACUACUGACACAGAGGCCGCAGGAGACGAAUUGGACCAAGAACAGGACACAGUGCAGCAGCUGCAGGAGGUGAUUGAACAACUGAGGAACGUCUUCCCGUCUGAGCCAGGUACCACAUCACUCAUCUAACCCUGAGUGGGACCUGGAGUUUAUAGCACUGCAUGAUUUGCAGAUGGGGUCAGCUGAGAGCAGGAGGUGACCCCACCCCUUCCCCACUCAGCCCUCCGGCUGAGCGGUCAGACGGAUGGAGGGGUCAGAGAGCUAAUCUGCCCGCAGUGAGCCAAAGGCAAUCUGGUCGUCCACACACACUGUGCUAACCAGCUCCGUGUAGUUCUUCAAGGAGCCCGGCUUCGGCAGUACAGCACAAAAAGACAUUUUACAAAACUGAACUUAUCACAAUGCAAACAAGGGGGUGGGAGUCCUUUUGAUUCGGCCCCGUGCCAGUAACCUAACCCUGUGUG